Molecule: messenger RNA, 1578 nt
Organism: Acanthosepion pharaonis
Lineage: Eukaryota; Metazoa; Mollusca; Cephalopoda; Sepiida; Sepiidae
Source: the annotation of a GenBank genome assembly
AUGCCUGACGUGAUAACCACACAGCCUUCUACUGAUUCGAACCCAGCGGCACAGCCGACACCGCAAACUACACCCGCACCUCAAGUGCAAGGUGUAACUCCACAACCUCAACAAGGGUUCACAGGUCCUCAACCAGGACAAACCCCGGCACCACAAAACCCGGCCCCUCAACAAGGAUACACUGUCCCGCAGCCCGCACAAGCACCUUCACAGCAAGGUUACAUUGCUUCACCUGCAGGACAAACGGCCCCACAACAGGGUUACGUACCUCAACAACAAGGAUAUUCCGGUCCACAAUCGGGUCAAGCACAACCACCACAAGGAUACGUUGCUCCUCAACCACCACAACAAGGCUAUAACCCAAAUCAACAAGGAUAUACACCCCAGCAGCAACCGACUUAUGUACCCCAGCAGCAACCCGGAUAUACACCUCAACAACCCGGUUAUGUACCCCAGCAACAGCCGGGAUAUGCUCCCCAACAACAACCAGGAUAUGCUCCCCAGCAACCGCCCCCACCGUCAGGAUAUGUCCCUCAGCAACAACCAGGAUAUGCUCCUCAACAACCACCACCUCCACCAGGAUAUGAACCCCAGUCACAGGCUGGAUUUGCCCCCCAGCCGCCGCCACCACCUCCUGGAUAUGGGCCUCAAGCGGGUUACGCACCCCAACCAAGUUAUGUUCCUCAGCCAGGUUACGCACCUCCGCAACCACAGGUUUCCGGGGCUGCAGCCCCUGUUUAUCCAGUCCUUGAUGGGCAAGGAAACCAGCAAAACCAAUGGAUGCCGAAACCGGAGACAAUAUCCGGCUGUCCUCCAGGCCUGGAAUACUUAACACUAAUUGAUCAAAUUCUGAUCAAACAAAAAGCCGAAGUUCUUGAAACGCUAACCGAUAUCGAAACCCAGAACAAAUACAAAUUAGUCAACAGCGCUGGACAACAAGUGUAUUUCGCAACGGAAGAAACGGAUACAUGUCUCCGUCAAAUCUGUGGUAGUGUCCGAGGUUUUGUCAUGCAUAUUGUCGACAAUCACGGACAGGAAGUAAUGAGGGUUAGCAGGGAUUUCAAAUGUUCAGCUGGUUGUUGCUGGUGCAUCUGUUGCAAAGCAUGUGCUCUGGAGGUCAUCAUCGAAGCUCCCGUGGGUGAGGUGAUCGGCAAAGUGAAGCAAACAUGCAGUUUCCUCAGACCCUACUUCCACAUUACUACCCCUGAAGACGAAAUCGUACUUAAAAUUCGCGGACCUGUUGCCCAAGUGCCCUUCUGUGUAGCGGGUCAAGAUUUUCAGGUUUUGGCGCCCGACAAGAACACAACUGUUGGUAAAAUCAGCAAAGAACGAACAGGGCUUAUUAAAGAGAUGUUUACAAGAGCUGACAAUUUUGGGGUUACAUUUCCAAUGAAUUUGGAUGUAAAAAGCAAAGCUGCCAUGAUCGGGGCAGUUUUUCUUAUCGACUUAAUGUAUUUUGAAAGACAAUUUCAAUUGAACAGGGAACAAACCCAAGCGGCUGCUACUGCAGCCUCUGCUGCAACUCCCGCCAGAUCUAUGUUUAGUUUUCUCUCCCGCAAUACGGAACGUUCGUCUUGA